AUGUUUAUGCCCGAGAGACUGGUUCCAACAAGCAGGCUGCUAGUAAGAGCUGCGCACUGUCACUAGUACGACAGCUAUAUCAUUUGAAUGUAAUCGAAGCAUUCACAGGAUCAUUUAAGAAAAAGGAGGCAGAGCAGUUGAAACCUUAUGAAGUAAAACUUAGCUCAGAGUUAAUAACACAGUUGGAUGGAAUUAUAAGGGCAUCAAAUGUAGAACCAGUAGAUUUGAGAGGUAUUCCUCCAAAUGUCCCAGUAAGUUUGGUACCCAAUGUACAGCUGGCUGAAUUUGAGUGUUCAGAUGGACCAGAUUCAUUUAGUGGCGUCGUUUCAUGGUCACCACCCCAGCAGAAUUGGAAUCCCUGGACUGCAUGUAACAUCGAUGUUGGACCACUAGCCAAUAUGGAUCUAGAGGAACAUAGUGUAGAACUUCAAAGGUUACACCAACGUCGUCUCCAGGAUGACAGCACCCUCCAGGCCAUUAUAGAUAAGAGAUAUUCACUCCCUGUUUAUAACAAGAAACAAGAGAUCCUGGAAGCAAUUUACGAUAACCCUGUCACUAUAAUAAGAGGCAACACUGGCUGUGGAAAGACAACACAGGUUUGUCAGUACAUACUUGAUGACUGUAUCCAGUCGGGUUCAGGUGCAUACUGUAACAUUAUCGUCACCCAGCCCAGACGAAUAUCUGCAGUUUCAGUGGCAGAUCGUGUUGCUCAGGAACGCGGAGAGGAAUUGGGUAACAGUGUAGGGUAUUCAGUGAGGUUUGAGUCCAUUCUCCCAAGGCCCUAUGGUGGAGUGCUCUUCUGCACAGUAGGUGUUCUCCUUCGAAAACUAGAAGCUGGUUUGAGAGGUGUAUCCCAUGUCAUUGUUGAUGAAAUUCAUGAGCGAGACAUCAAUACAGAUUUCAUCCUUAUUGUUCUUCGUGAUAUGGUCCGUGCAUUCCCAGAUCUUCGCAUCAUUCUUAUGUCAGCCACCAUAGAUAUAAGUCUGUUCUCAGAUUAUUUUGAAAACCCUGUUGUGGUAGAAAUUUCUGGUCGGGCUUUCCCUGUACAGCAGUACUUCUUAGAAGAUUGUGUUGAGCUUACCAAGUUCGUUCCUGUUCCUGACAGCAAGAAGAAAAACAAGAAGGACAAGGAUGAUGAUCUGCCUGGUGAUGAACCUGAAGAAAAUAUGAAUUAUGUGAAAUCAGAUGAGUACUCGAAUGAAACUAAACGUUCAAUGGCUAUGAUGAGUGAAAAGGAUUUGAGCUUCGAGCUCAUCGAAGCAUUGCUGAAAUACAUAAGGGACCUCAACACUCCUGGGGCUGUCUUGGUGUUUCUUCCUGGGUGGAAUCUUAUAUUUGCUCUAAUGAAACAUCUGAAUCAUCAUCCAGCAUUCAGUAGUCGUGAUUACUGUAUCUUACCAUUGCAUUCUCAAUUGCCCCGUGAAGAUCAGAGAAGAGUAUUUGAACCUGUACCUCCAGGUGUGACUAAGAUUAUCCUUGCUACCAAUAUUGCUGAAACUUCAAUCACUAUCGAUGAUGUCGUCUUUGUGAUUGACUCCUGCAAAGCAAAAAUGAAGCUCUUUACAUCUCAUAACAACAUGACAAAUUAUGCCACCGUUUGGGCAUCACGUACAAAUCUUGAGCAACGAAAGGGUCGUGCAGGGAGAGUCAGACCUGGUUUCUGCUUCCAUCUUUGCAGUAAAGCACGCUUUGACAGUCUUGAUGAACAUAUGACUCCUGAGAUGUUCCGAACACCACUUCAUGAAGUUUCCCUGUCGAUCAAGUUGUUGCGUCUUGGAUCCAUUGGAGAGUUCCUUUCAAAGGCAGUGCAGGCACCCCCCAUAGAUGCUGUAAUUGAAGCUGAAGUAAUUUUAAGAGAAAUGAAGUGUUUGGAUAGACACGAUGAGUUAACUCCCCUUGGGCGAAUAUUGGCACGUUUACCCAUUGAGCCACGGUUAGGGAAGAUGGUGAUUUUAGGAUCAAUUUUCUUCUGUGGAGAUGCGAUGUGUACAAUAGCUGCCCAUAAUUCCACUUCCCCAGAAAUCUUUAUCAUUCCUCCUGAAUUUAGGAGACUGAGUCCUUUCCAGAAAGCAUUCUCUGGCAACCGUUUUAGUGAUCACAUAGCAGCCCUCAAUGCAUUUAACUGCUGGGAAGAGGCUCGUGUGGGUGGUGAGGAUGCUGAAAUCAAUUUCUGUGAUUACAAGGGACUUUCGAUGCCAACUCUGCGAGUAACUUGGGAAGCUAAGAACCAGCUUAAAGAGCUAAUGGUAGCUGCUGGCUUCCCAGAGGAGUGUCUUCUCCCACAGACCUACAAUUUUGUUGGCCCUGAUCCUAAAGUUGAUGUCUUAGUAGGUCUCAUGACUUUAGGACAUUACCCUAAUGUUUGUGUUCAUAAGGAAAAACGAAAGGUGCUAACACAGGAGUCGAAAGCUGCGCUCAUCCAUAAAUCUUCUGUUAAUUGCAGUAACAAGGAAAUUCAUUACCCAUCACCAUUCUUUGUAUUUGGAGAAAAGAUUCGUACAAGAGCAGUGUCUUGUAAGCAGAUGACUAUGGUGACUCCAAUACAUCUGAUGCUGUUUGGUGCUCGGAGAGUUGAAGCCGUUGAUGGUAUUGUGCGUCUAGAUGGCUGGAUAAAUUUGGAAUUGGAUCCAGAGAUAGCUGCAAAAAUCAUGGUCUUGAGGCCGUCCAUUGAUGCUUUGAUAGUAAGAGGCACCACAGAUCCAGAGCACAUAACCGAACCAAAUCAUCUAGAUGAACAGAUUUUGAAUUGUGUUCGUCAGUUGUGCCGACUAAAUGCUGGAAGAUUUGAAAUGGAACCUAUUUCAAUGGGAAAUACAAAUUCCUUCAGACCACCUCGUCAGUUCAGUAACUUUGGCGGCGGGCCUCCAAACAAACGAAUGAGAGGUGAUGAUGGACCCGGUGGUGGUGAUACAGGAGGUUUUAGACCUGGAGGAGUGUACACUGCUAACAGAGGUUUUGGUGGCAGAGGAGGUGGAGGCUACAUGGGAAACAGAGGAGGACGUGGUGGAAGAGGAAGUGGAAGCAGAGGAGGAUACGGUGGAAGAGGUGGAGGAUUUGGAGGCAGGGGUGGAUUCGGCGGUGGCUAUGGAAUGGGUGGUGCCAGAUUCGGUGGCAUGGGAGGAAGC
Molecule: messenger RNA, 3125 nt
Organism: Macrobrachium nipponense
Lineage: Eukaryota; Metazoa; Arthropoda; Malacostraca; Decapoda; Palaemonidae
Gene: mle
Product: ATP-dependent RNA helicase A-like
Biological process (GO): regulation of mRNA processing; positive regulation of transcription by RNA polymerase II
Cellular component (GO): cytoplasm; nucleolus; ribonucleoprotein complex
Molecular function (GO): RNA helicase activity; double-stranded RNA binding; 3'-5' DNA helicase activity
Source: RefSeq, a predicted model, not a curated record